This is a messenger RNA of Phyllostomus hastatus (greater spear-nosed bat), 2097 nucleotides long. RefSeq names its product SUMO1 activating enzyme subunit 1 (gene SAE1). Lineage: Eukaryota; Metazoa; Chordata; Mammalia; Chiroptera; Phyllostomidae. Gene Ontology annotation, biological process: protein sumoylation. The transcript has 9 exons. Gene Ontology annotation, molecular function: SUMO activating enzyme activity. Bases 85 to 1125 code for a protein of 346 amino acids. Gene Ontology annotation, cellular component: cytoplasm; SUMO activating enzyme complex. The record is from RefSeq and is a predicted model, not a curated record.
CGCAAGCGCAGACGCGGGCGGGGUGUGCGGCCGGCGGCGGUUGGCGUGAGCAGACUCGAAGUGCAGGCAGCGAAAGCCGGCGCCAUGGUGGAGAAGGAGGAGGCUGGCGGCGGCAUCAGCGAAGAGGAGGCGGCGCAGUAUGACCGGCAGAUCCGUCUCUGGGGAUUGGAGGCCCAGAAACGGCUGCGGGCCUCGCGGGUGCUGCUUGUCGGCAUGAAAGGACUCGGGGCGGAAAUCGCCAAGAAUCUCAUCCUGGCGGGAGUGAAAGGACUGACCAUGCUGGACCACGAGCAGGUAUCUCCAGAAGACCCUGGAGCUCAGUUCCUGAUCCGCACUGGGUCUGUUGGCCGAAACAGGGCCGAAGCCUCUUUGGAGCGAGCCCAGAAUCUCAACCCCAUGGUGGACGUGAAGGUGGACACGGAGAACAUAGAAAAGAAACCGGAGUCCUUCUUUACUCAGUUCGACGCUGUCUGCCUGACGCGCUGCUCCAGGGACGUCAUCGUGAAGGUUGACCAGAUCUGCCACAAAAACAGCAUCAAGUUCUUCACAGGCGAUGUGUUCGGCUACCACGGAUACACCUUUGCCAACCUCGGAGAGCACGAAUUUGUAGAGGAGAAAACCAAAGUUGCCAAAGUUAGCCAAGGGGUAGAAGAUGGACCUGAUACCAAGAGGGCAAGACUGGAUUCAUCCGAGACAACUAUGGUCAAAAAGAAGGUGGUCUUCUGCUCCAUUAAAGAAGCGCUGGAGGUGGACUGGAGCAGCGACAAAGCGAAGGCCGCCCUGAAGCGCACAACUCCGGACUACUUUCUCCUCCAAGUGCUCCUGAAGUUCCGCACGGACAAGGGGAGAGACCCCGGCAGCGACACCUUUGGGGAAGAUUCGGAGCUCUUGCUCCAGAUUCGAAAUGACGUGCUUGACGCCCUGGGUGUGAGCCCUGACCUGCUUCCCGAAGACUUUGUCAGGUACUGCUUCUCUGAGAUGGCCCCAGUGUGCGCCGUUGUCGGAGGGAUCCUGGCCCAGGAAAUCGUGAAGGCCCUGUCUCAAAGGGACCCACCUCACAACAACUUCUUCUUUUUCGACGGCAUGAAGGGGAGUGGUGUUGUGGAGUGCCUCGGCCCCAAGUGAUCCCCGGCGAGGCCGCUUCAAAGACGCCGGGUCCCCCACGCCCGAGUGUGUCCCCGUGCCCUCCCCCAUGAAGGCCUCUCCAGGCGAGAGAGAGCAAAGUCAUUGAACCCAUCCAGACCAUUUCCUGCGGAUGGUGAAGUUGGGCAGAUGUGCUCCUUGUGAGCACCAGCAACUGCUGUGUGCCAGGGGGCGGAGGGCCCGGCUUUGUCCACCCAGCCCCGCUCAGGACCAUGUGCCAGCUCCAGGCCUGCCAGCUCCCGGGUGGCGAUCACCUGAGAGCGCCCUCGGACGCCGCUCUGCCCUGGGGCCGCCACGGCGUCGCCAGGCCCCCGGGGCACUGCUGGAGAUGCCUGCCAGGAACCAGCUCGCCCGGCUGCCCCGCUGCUCGGGAGCCUCUGGCCGCCUUGGACCCGCUCCCUGCCUGAGGUCACACAGAGAGGCGCGUGACCUCAGGUGGGGAGCAAGGCCCAGGCCGAUGCAACACUGGUGGAACCGCAGUUCCAAAGGCGGACGGGAGCCCCAAGAGGAAAAACCAGGGCGGGCAGGAUGCAUUUCUUCCAGAGCUCGAGACCCUGCAAAACAACAGGUGGCACCUGGCGCGCCGUUCCUGCGUUUCAGUCGAGGAUUAGUGCACCCCAGCCUGCACUGGGGACGGAGGCAGCAGUCCCGGGUCCUCCAGGGCCUUUGGGCAAGGCCUUCAGGCUGAAAAUUGGGAGGAAAACUCACUUUAAAGGACAGAUGCCAGGGUCCCACCCCCGGGGAUUCCGACAUGCAGGCCACGCUGGGAGGGAGCGGCUGUCCUCACGGAGCCCCAGACCCAGUGCGGCACUGGAGGCCUGCGUCUAAGGGCUGUGUGGGUCCUUCACUCGCCCCCCACCCCUCAUGGCAGCUGUCUGUGUGGUUUUUUAUACUUUGUAGAUUUCCACGGCUCUUUAAACAGGAAUGAUAGAAAUAAAGUUAUUUGCUAUAGGA